Messenger RNA from Penicillium salamii, 1488 nucleotides. The record is from the annotation of a GenBank genome assembly. NCBI's taxonomy places the organism in Eukaryota, Fungi, Ascomycota, Eurotiomycetes, Eurotiales, Aspergillaceae.
AUGUUUUUGCAUGGAAUUGGCAGUACCAGUACUUUGAGGGGCGGAGAGUUUUCCCUUCCCCUCCUCUGGGUCCCCUUCUCUUGUUUUCUCUCCUUUUCCUUCUUCUCUUCAUCAAUCCAUCUUUUGAAACACACAUUCAUAAUGGCUGCCCCCGCACAGAAGUUCAAGGUCGCUGACCUCUCCCUCGCCGCCUUCGGUCGCCGCGAGAUCGAGCUCUCCGAGGUUGAGAUGCCCGGUCUCAUGGCCAUCCGUGAGAAGUACGGUGCCGACCAGCCCCUCGCUGGUGCCCGCAUUGCUGGUUGUCUUCACAUGACCAUCCAGACUGCCGUCCUCAUCGAGACCCUCACUGCUCUCGGUGCUGAGGUUACCUGGACUUCUUGCAACAUCUUCUCCACCCAGGACCACGCCGCCGCUGCCAUUGCCGCUGCCGGUGUCCCUGUCUUCGCCUGGAAGGGUGAGACCGAGGAGGAGUACCAAUGGUGCUUGGACCAGCAGCUCAGCGCCUUCAAGGAUGGCAAGAAGCUCAACCUGAUCCUCGACGACGGUGGUGACCUUACCUCCCUCGUUCACGAGAAGUACCCCGAGCAGCUCGAGGACUGCUUCGGUGUCUCCGAGGAGACCACCACUGGUGUCCACCACCUCUACAAGAUGCUCAAGGACGGCAAGCUCAAGGUCCCUGCCAUCAACGUCAACGACUGUGUCACCAAGUCCAAGUUCGACAACCUUUACGGUUGCCGUGAGUCCCUCAUCGAUGGUAUCAAGCGUGCCACCGAUGUCAUGAUUGCCGGUAAGAUCGGUGUCGUCGCCGGUUACGGUGAUGUCGGUAAGGGUUGUGCCCAGGCUCUCCACUCCAUGGGUGCCCGUGUCAUUGUCACUGAGGUCGACCCCAUCAACGCCCUCCAGGCUGCUGUCCAGGGUUACGAGGUCCAGACCAUGGAGGAGGCCGCCAAGGUUGGCCAGAUCUUCGUCACCACCACUGGUUGCCGUGACAUCCUUGUCGGCUCUCACUUCGAGGCUAUGCGCAACGACGCCAUUGUCUGCAACAUCGGUCACUUCGAUAUCGAGAUUGACGUCGCCUGGUUGAAGGCCAACUCCCAGUCCGUCCAGAACAUCAAGCCCCAGGUUGACCGUUACCAGCUCAACGGCAAGAACAUCAUUCUCCUCGCUGAGGGUCGUCUUGUCAACCUUGGCUGUGCUACCGGCCACUCUUCCUUCGUCAUGUCCUGCUCCUUCUCCAACCAGGUCCUCGCCCAGAUUGCCCUCUUCAAGGCCGAGGAUGCCGCCUUCGGCAAGAAGUACAUCGAGUUCGGUGCCGGUGGCCGCAAGCCCAUUGGUGUCUACGUUCUGCCCAAGCAGCUCGAUGAGCAGGUCGCUCGUUGCCACUUGGACCACGUUAACGCCAAGCUCACCAAGCUGACCCCCGUCCAGGCUGAGUACCUCAGCCUUGAUGUCAACGGUCCCUUCAAGAGCGAGAUCUACCGUUACUAA